This is a messenger RNA of Brienomyrus brachyistius, 975 nucleotides long. It is a transcript of the gene ppih, whose product is annotated as peptidylprolyl isomerase H (cyclophilin H). Gene Ontology annotation, cellular component: intracellular membrane-bounded organelle. The coding region runs from base 114 to 647 and encodes 177 amino acids. The record is from RefSeq and is a predicted model, not a curated record. Gene Ontology annotation, biological process: protein folding; protein peptidyl-prolyl isomerization. NCBI's taxonomy places the organism in Eukaryota, Metazoa, Chordata, Actinopteri, Osteoglossiformes, Mormyridae. Gene Ontology annotation, molecular function: peptidyl-prolyl cis-trans isomerase activity. The transcript has 9 exons.
UUUCGGCCACCGUAAUUUAGUAAGGAACGGCGCAGAGUUUACUCGUUAGCUGAACGUGGAAGAUUUUUUUGAAAUUCCAUUUAAAUAUAUUUCAAUUUUGAAAGCAAGAAAAAAUGAACAUUCAGCCGUCGAACCCGAACAACCCCAUAGUGUUUUUCGAUAUAACUAUUGGUGGUCAGGAGGUGGGACGAAUGAAGGUAGAGCUGUUUGCAGACAUCGUUCCUAAAACCGCAGAGAAUUUCCGACAGUUCUGCACUGGCGAAUUCAGGAAGGAUGGUGUCCCCAUUGGAUACAAAGGCUGCACAUUCCACAGGGUUAUAAAGGAUUUUAUGAUCCAAGGAGGAGACUUCGUCAAUGGUGAUGGGACCGGGAUCUGUAGCGUUUACAGGGGUCCAUUUGCGGAUGAGAACUUCAAAAUGAAGCACUCUGCCCCAGGCCUUCUCUCGAUGGCAAACAGUGGCCCAGGGACCAAUGGCUGUCAGUUCUUCAUCACAUGUACUAAAUGCGACUGGCUGGAUGGGAAGCAUGUGGUUUUCGGGAAAGUUGUUGAUGGUUUGCUGGUCAUGAGAAAAAUAGAGAAUGUACCCACUGGCCCAAACAACAAGCCCAAGCUCCCCAUUGUAAUUGCCCAGUGUGGGGAGAUGUGACGUGAGAGGGUCCCUCUCGGUCUCGCUCUCUGACAUGUGUGCAUUUUCGAUUUGUAUCCCUUUGUCUACUCUUAACUGGUGCAGAAAACGGCUCUCAGUAAUUCGAUGCAUUUUUAAAGGGUGACUUAAUGUGGAAUUAAAGUGUUUGCUCUUGGCUCAAAGGACUGUUUAAAUUGUACCAGAAUACGGAAACGCAAGAUGGGAACUUCAGCCUGCGUUCUCAUAUUUUCAUCAUUAACUACUUGGUCUUGCUUCACAUUUUGUUUCUUUUUUUAAUUACUUUAAGUCCAUUUGUAUGAUCUUGGUAAAUAAAUAUAUUUUUAAUUAA